Molecule: messenger RNA, 810 nt
Organism: Parnassius mnemosyne (clouded apollo)
Lineage: Eukaryota; Metazoa; Arthropoda; Insecta; Lepidoptera; Papilionidae
Source: the annotation of a GenBank genome assembly
AUGUCAUUUCGAAGUGAUGUAAAGCAGUUACUCAAACCUUAUUACUGGAUAAAUAUCCUACUCAGCAUUUCCUACGUUACUUGUAAAAGGACAGCUUUAAUUUGCAAUUUCUUGUUUCCCGAUGCAGACUGCGAGUUGGACAGUCGCGAAACGGAAAUCCUGUUUUUCCUAAUAAUUGUAGUGAUGUUAAGAACUCGAAAAGCGGGCAGUGUAACUAUGGUCAAUUACCUGUCCGCUUCUUUCGUUUAUACGAAAAUUGCUAAUCUGAUACUUUGGUUGUAUGCAGAUGUAAGGUAUGGACUUCCUUAUGGUGCUAUCCUCAUCCUGGCUGCCUUGCUCCUCCCAGAACCAACAUAUACAGGUCCAGAACAUAUCACCUAUUUCCGUGGUCUCCAGACCUUAGAAGAUGAGUUGAAAUCUCACAAGAACAUCAUGUGGAUCAUAUGCCUGUAUGCCGCUUGGCAUCCUGCCUGUGUGAACUUCGCACCUGUGUUUUCAGAGCUGUCUGCUAGUUACGGAUUGGAUAAUUUGAAGUUUGGAAAAAUUGAUGUUGGCCGGUAUCCUGAAGCAGCAGCUAAAUACAGAGUCCAGGAUGGUCCCACCAGCAGGCAGUUGCCCACAGUACUACUUCUAAGUGAGGGUCAGGAGAAAAUGAGGAGACCACAACCUGAUCACAGUGGCAAGCUUCAGAAAUUCCUAUUCUCGAAAGACAACCUGAAGGCAGCUUUCGACUUGGACGGUCUUUAUCAAGAUUGCAAAGACAAGCUUGCGGCGGCGAAAGCUAACAAGAAGACGGAAAAGACCGAGUAG